AUGGCCGAUGCGCUGGAAAGCGAUCCUCGAUCAGUUAUCAAGGACUACAGCUGUGAAACAGAAAAGGAGGACACGUAUCAGCAGAUGAGGCACGCAAUCCCAGCAAGGACGAAUAUUCACUGCCAAAGAGUUUCUUGCAAGAGACGAGAAUUGAUUCGUGAAAUUCAAGCACAAAAACUUGCUCAAGCCUUGGAAAUUGACGAACUUGAAACAGGGUCUGGGUUAAAUCAAGAACUUGGUUUGAAGAGGCCCGGGGACAUUUAUUGGAGUUCUCACUACAAGACUCUUUUAAAUGUCAUGGACCUAUUUUCUACAAUUGUUAAGGUUCUUAUGAUUAUUGGAAAGAAUGGCUCUAAAUCGGAUGAUAAGUGCAAAGCUCAAGGCAUUUUGUACUCAAUGGAGUCAUUUGACUUUGUUUUUAUGGCACAACUAAUGACUACUAUAUUUGGUUUGGAAGCUUGUUAUGUGCCUCAUGGAAGAUCAAAGCGUUUUGUUCAACAAGUUUCCUAUCGUCAUCAUUUUCGCAUUGAUGUGUUUAUAGAGAUGCAUGGCUUGCUUCAGCCUAGAGAUGACUUCUCUUCUUUUGACAAAGAAAGUGUACUCAAACUUGCAACAUUUUAUCCUUCUGAUUUUUCAAGCAUUGAUUUGAGGUCUCUUGAUUGUCAACUUGAUAUAUUCAUGGAGGAUAUGAGAAGAGAUAAUGACUUUCAAAAUUUGCAAGAUCUUAGUUCUCUUUCAAUGAAGUUUGUUGAAACAAAGAGGGAUGUGGCUUACCCCUUUGUAUUUUUGCUUAUCAAGUUGAUUUUGAUUCUUCCAGUUGCUACUGCAAGUGUAGAGAGAGUAUUUUCUUGA
Messenger RNA from Salvia splendens (bonfire salvia), 852 nucleotides. RefSeq lists its product as uncharacterized. The record is from RefSeq and is a predicted model, not a curated record. The transcript is spliced from 4 exons. Lineage: Eukaryota; Viridiplantae; Streptophyta; Magnoliopsida; Lamiales; Lamiaceae. Bases 1 to 852 code for a protein of 283 amino acids.